AUGCAUAGGUUGCUCGCUCACCAUGGUCUGAUACAGAACUUCCGUAUUCUCGCCUUGCGGGCUGCCCUCCCACGAGUGACGUUACGGGUUGAAAAGCGAGGAUACAAUGGGACAAGAGGCACCGUUGCUCCCGGCAAAAAUGGCAACGACACGCCGCGUGCAAUUGCAUCUACCUUGCGCAAACACCGGAGGCUCCAACCCGGACUGGGUAACAGCGGUAGACCUGGGCUCACGGAUGGGCUGACGGAGGGCACCGGUGGACCUGCCGGGAGAGUCAAAGGACUUGGUGAUCCGGCCUCGGCGAGUCCGAGUCCAGGCCCAGACCAACCUCAAGCGCAUGGGGCAGACAAGCAAGAUACAAAACCACAAAAGGAAGAGAAUACUGUGUUGCCUGAGCGCAAAUAUAUGCGGCGAAUUCUUGGCCCCAAACGCUUCCCGCCGCUGCUUCGGGAAAUCCAAAGAGUUGGGCAAGAUCACAAAAUCUCCAAAACCGGCCGACUUCAGAAAUCCCUGGACAGGACUGUAAUUUCUACUGCAAUACUCGAAGCGGAGUUGAAAUGGAUUUGCCGCAAUCAUCCGCACCCUAAGGCUGUCCGCAAUAUUCUGGAAAUCCUCAUCCACGACCGCAAGGUCAAGCCCUCGGCAGCGCAUUACGAGGCAUUAAUUCUGGCCAAUUGCUUUCCAGAGCUUGGCUCUGUGAAGAAUGUCAAGAUUUUCUUGGAAGAGAUGGAACGGGAGGGCGUGUUGAUCGAGCCUUCCACAUAUUAUGCUGUCUUGACGGUCCUUGCAGUUCAUCCGGAUACGUACCUCCGGACGACCAUCAUCCAGCAACUUCGCAAGCAAUGGGUGUCGAUUCCGGAACGCUACGCACUACUAAACGUUGUUGCCAUGAUCCGCGAGGGCCAGCUCGAACUCGCUACUCUGGAGAUGGAGAAAUUACAACAGAAACAAACCCGGAUCCCGCCCUGGGUAUGGAUUAUUUAUGUCCAUGCCAUCUGCGACCGUCACGAUUUCCAAGCCUUGUUGCAACUCCUUUACAAGUUGUCUGACGAAGGCUUCCUUUUUCCUCGCCCAACGCUACUUCAUGCUCUGAUUACGGCGAGUAAGAACGACUCGUUGGACGUCACCAAGUAUCUAUGGCACGGUUACGUCGAGAGCAUGCAUAUCAUGCCCAACGAAGACCUAUGCAUGACUGUUCUACGGCUGGCGGCCCGAUACCAAGAUGUGAAACUGGCAGAAUCUGUAGCGGUGGUCCUAGAGAGCGUCGCUGGGGACGCAUGCACCACGCCACCGAGCCUAGUUGACCAGCCGCCGCCAACCAAACAUGAGAUUAUGAGUUUGACGUUCGAUUCGCCGCAUCUUCCUGGAUUGGACCCUCAACAGCGGCCUGGCUCAGACGGGUCUGGAGAUGGGAGUAUCACGACAAGCUCCAGUUCUGGGAAGCGGACGCCAUCAUCCUCGGAAUCCGAAGCCGAAGUCCAAUCUCUCGCCGUGGCCUUUUCCAGUCCAGUUCCGCUACCGCACCCGUCAUCUUGGCUUCGGCCACGUAAGUUGCCUGAGCAAGCGGUGCAGCUUCUACGCGAACUCGGGAUCGAAACGAGUUGGCAGGGCCGAAAUAGGAGACGCGCUGGCAUCCUCUAUCCGCUGUUUAAGCAGGAGCGCGGCUUGCGAGGCGCGAGAUUCGAUCCGAGACUAGCAUUGAUGCAAGGAUGGGAUUGGAGGAAGAAGUGA
Molecule: messenger RNA, 1731 nt
Organism: Capronia epimyces CBS 606.96
Lineage: Eukaryota; Fungi; Ascomycota; Eurotiomycetes; Chaetothyriales; Herpotrichiellaceae
Exons: 2
Coding region: 1-1731 (576 amino acids)
Molecular function (GO): protein binding
Source: RefSeq, a predicted model, not a curated record